AUGCCAACUGAAAAUGAACUCAUAUCCAAGGUUUUACUCACAAUCGAUAAAUACAAAGGGAGCUUGCCAACUUUCAAGAAAGCCAUCAUUGAUGGAGACUAUACGACGCUACAACAACCAAAAUUAUUUCUGAGACUACUCUUGUGGAAAGUGUGUUUGAUAGUUGACUCAUUUACAAUCUCAACAUGGGCCACAAAACUUAAAGAGACUAGAAUGGUUUACCAGCAACUUACUUUGAGAGAAGAUAUGGUAAUUCCGUGGGUGGAACUUGACCAAGAUAACGCCUAUUACCUACCGCCACACGUAACUCGUAAAACCGGCUUGAAACGCAACUUCUCUUUGAAGGGCCUGCGUCUGAUCAAAAGAAGUGCAUUGUUUGAAAGAGCUACUGAUGACCCCCUACUGUCAACUACACAACCUGCAACAAAAGGGACCGAGAUCAGUGACCACACAGCGGACUUGGAAUUAUUGAAUAUCAUAAUACUCGACGUGGAGAGACUAUUCCCAGGUGAGGUCUUUUAUCACGGCGACUCUAAUGCAAUACCCAUCAAAAGACAAUUGAUAGAGGUUCUUUACGUUUGGUGUAAAUGUCACCCUCGAGUUGGCUACAAACAAGGAUUCCAUGAAAUAUUGGGCUUAAUUCACAUGAACUUGUACAAAGAAUCCAUAACGUUGGAUCAAGAUCAGUUAAACUCAGCACGCUACUCCCCUGAUGAAAUGGUGAUAUUGAGCUUAUAUAAUAUGCGUUUUCUAGGUCACGAUCUUUUCAAUAUUUUCAACAAAUUUGUCUUUACAAGUGGCAUUGCGACAACAUUGUACGAAUCAGAAAUUGAACUAACAAAACUGAUUGAUUUAUUCAAUGCCUAUCUCAUGAAGGUUGAUCAAUUUAUUCACUACACAUUGACGACUAAACUCGAGCUAGAUUCUCAGUUGUGGAUUAUUCGUUAUCUCAGAUUGCUCUUGAUUCGGGAACUAGGGAAUGACUUGGAAACAACGAGCUUACUAUGGGAUAAGUUGAUUGCGACCCAAACUCAGGGUAAUCAAACAACAGGAACGACAUAUUUUCUUGAGGUACUCAUAUUCUUGGUAAUCCAGCUUUUAAUUCAGCAAAAGACAGAGCUAGUUACUUCAGAUUUUAGUGAAUGUUUAUCUUUACUUCUUCACUAUCCCAUACCGCAAUUUACUUUACCUUCAAAUAGGGAUUUGUACAUUCAUGUCUUGUAUCGAGAUGCAAUGAAGCUUUAUGAGAGAAGAAAUGACGAUUUGAAAUUAUUUGAAUACGGAAACAAAUUGAAUAAAAAGUACAAUCCUGGGCUCAAAAUUUCCUUGGGUUACAGAAACAGUAGCGAAUUUAGUGAUAGUAAUAGCGCAAGAUCUAGCGUGGAUUCGUCAAUAUCCACCAAUGGAUAUAAUUUGAAUUCGGUUGACGCUCCGACCAAUGAUAGAGCCGAUAAGAUGCGAUUUGAGAAAAUGAGGUUGGAAAUGAGAUUGAAGAAAAAAGCAAGGCAAAUGAUUCACGAAUGA
Messenger RNA from Lodderomyces orthopsilosis Co 90-125, 1524 nucleotides. RefSeq lists its product as uncharacterized. Lineage: Eukaryota; Fungi; Ascomycota; Pichiomycetes; Serinales; Debaryomycetaceae. Gene Ontology annotation, biological process: intracellular protein transport; activation of GTPase activity. The transcript has a single exon. Gene Ontology annotation, molecular function: GTPase activator activity. The coding region runs from base 1 to 1524 and encodes 507 amino acids. The record is from RefSeq and is a predicted model, not a curated record.